UUUUGGUUAUAUUAUGUAGUAAAUACUAUUUGCUAACCUAGUGUCAAAAUUUUCCUCGUAAGAAGGCUUUAAAAGAAGUGUUUUUAUCAGAGUUAUUUAUUUUUAUUUAUAAAAUUAAAUUAUAAAAUGCAGGAAUUUUGUCCAUUAUGCGAUAAGAGAGGAUUCAGAAGAAGAAUAAAAGCUUUACAAAUUAAUUUUCAUGAGGCUGUAUGGGCAUGUGAAGGAGAAGAAUGUGAAUGGCCAUUUGGUCAUGCAGAAUUUAUAUUCGUCCAAAGAAAGGUUGGAAAUAACUGGUCAUGCUAUUGGGAUGAUUUUAAUUUGAAACCAGUAAAUAAUUAUGUGCCAGUAUCUACAGAAUUAGCAUUAUAUACACCACCAGAAACUCCUUCUACUGAUUCAGUUUUAAGAGAAUUUUUAUCAGAUACACAGUGCUCUGACGAUAGUGUUACUACAAAUACUAUAAACAAUAGCAUCUCUCCUAAUGAGGUACAGUCCAAAAAAAUCGCUUGUUUUACAGAUAAUAAUACGUACUGCUUAAAAAAUAAUGAAUCAGAAAAUAUGGACAAUAGACUUGAAAAUGUUAACAUGCACGUAGAAGACUACCAGCAAGAUCAAACUAAUGACCUCUCUUUUUGUAAAGAUGAUAAAAAUAGUUUCUAUUAUGAGAAUAGUAAGAAUAUAAUAGGCAUAGAAAAUAUAUCUAAGAAAGUACUUUUAAGAAUAGAAAAUCCUAAUUUAAAUAAAAAUGUUAUAAAUUCAGAAUAUAGUUGCAGCAACAAUAAAAUGAAAAGUGACUUAGAUAAUUGUAUAAGUAAACAAAAGUUAAUAGAAAAUAACAAAGACACAUCGGAUAUUAGCAAUACUAACAAAAGUCACAAUAAUAUAGAAUCUCCUAGUUCUAUAUUAGAUCCAAAAUUGCUAAUAAAUAAAUUUACUGAAGAAAGUACUACACCUUCUAAUUUGAAGGUAACAACAGUAGAAAUAAAUGGUUUACCUGUAACUGUCUCCUAUGAAACACCUAUAUCUCUACCUACACCUAUCACAGCAUCUAAUAUCAGUACAAAUUUUAUUCAAACAGAAUGUGGUACCAACUCUUUGUCAAUUGACGCAUCUUCUUCUACAACUACAUUUAAUACAAUUCAUAAAUCAACUAAUAAACAAUUAAAAACUGCAUCUGUAGGUAAACAAUAUAAAAAAUUUGAUUUUCAUGCUAUAAAAAAAGAAUUACAGCCUACUGUUGACAGUAAUGUUCAAAAUUCAGAUAAUAAAUGUUUAUCAAAUUCAAGUGAAGAUACUUCUAAUAUUAAAUCUAAUAUAAAUAGUUUCUAUUCUAAUAAUGAUCAAAAUCAAAAACAAAAUUCGCUUGAAAUUAUUAAACCUUGUUCUUCUAUGAAUGUUGAUGACAAUACAGAAACAAAAGUUGUGACAAAUGAAUUUUUAUCGUUGGAAAACAUUGAGGAGGAAUCCGAGAUAAAUGUAGAGAAUUUAUUAAAUGAUUUAUUGAAAAGUGAUAACACGUCUAUAGAAGUAAAUCAAAAUUAUGAAAUAUCAAAUAGUGAUGAAGAUUGGAUACAUUCUUUGUUAUAUUAAUUUAUAAUUUAUUAGAUCCUAAUUAGCAUACACAAUACAUUGUAUUUAUUAUAUUAUAAAGAUGUUUUGUAAAAUAAAUACUUUUAAACCUA
Vespula pensylvanica (western yellowjacket) is the source of this 1682-nucleotide messenger RNA. RefSeq names its product myb-like protein X. Lineage: Eukaryota; Metazoa; Arthropoda; Insecta; Hymenoptera; Vespidae. The transcript is spliced from 2 exons. The coding region runs from base 127 to 1590 and encodes 487 amino acids. The record is from RefSeq and is a predicted model, not a curated record.